UUUUUGCCUUUUUUGGUGAGGAAGACAUGCUCAGCAUAUCCUCAACAUUCCAUCUCACUAUUUAGUUCUUCUCUGUCUCUCUCUGAGGUCUCAAUGAUUUCUCUUCAAUCUUUACAGCUUCAAGACCCUUAUUACUAUUGUCAGCUUCCUGCAGGACUAAUUCUUGGUUUAGUGAGCUUCUCUUUAUCUGGUGCAUUGGUGGGAUUUUGGGCUGAGGGCAAAAUAAAAACACGAAAUGGUUAAAUCGUACACGCAUGAGUACAUUUACAAGCACCCAUGGGAGCGGGUAACUUCUGCCUCUUGGCGCAAGUUUACUGACAAUGAGAACAGGCAUCUCUUAAACCAUAUCCUUGAAGUUGACACACUGAGCUGCAAGCUUGACCCGCUAUCUCAGAGGCUUUUUAUCACUCGUGCAGUCACUACCCAUUUUCCUGGACCAUGGUUCAUACGCAAAAUUGUUGGUCAGGACAUCUGCCACUGUAUUGAAUCAACAAUCGUUGAUGCACAGUCACGGUCAAUGCAGCUCACUUCUCGAAAUUUCAGUCAUCAGAAGUUCGUAGAAGUGGAGGAGAAGAUCCGAUAUGAACCCCACCCUGAUAAUCCAAAUGAGUGGACACUUUGCCGGCAGGAGACCAGUAUUAACAUAAAGCCAUUAUCAGUACUGGCAUCAAUGGCAGAAAAGGUGGAGGAAAGAUAUGCUGAGAAGGUAUUGAAGUACGGUGCUACAGGUAGAGAUGUUAUGGAGAGGAUCUGUAAGUAUCUUGAAGCUGAAUCUAGAGGAAUUGCUUUCCAAUCCUAGCUUGCACAUGUUGAAGCUGAAAACCUGUCUUUCCUUGUUUCAGAGCAAAAUCCUUGUUAAGAAGUGCAUAGGGAUUUUAUGUAAAGUUAAGACCUUCAAAGCUGAAUAAUUUCAGGAUUUAUGUUGACUCAAAUCUCCAAAAUCUUUUAGCUAGUUCAA
This is a messenger RNA of Quercus lobata, 958 nucleotides long. Its product is annotated as PRELI domain containing protein 3B-like. Gene Ontology annotation, cellular component: mitochondrial intermembrane space. Bases 236 to 799 code for a protein of 187 amino acids. Lineage: Eukaryota; Viridiplantae; Streptophyta; Magnoliopsida; Fagales; Fagaceae. The transcript has 3 exons. The record is from RefSeq and is a predicted model, not a curated record.